Abrus precatorius (Indian licorice) is the source of this 1343-nucleotide messenger RNA. Its product is annotated as N-alpha-acetyltransferase 40. Gene Ontology annotation, molecular function: protein N-terminal-serine acetyltransferase activity; histone H2A acetyltransferase activity; histone H4 acetyltransferase activity. Gene Ontology annotation, cellular component: nucleus. The coding region runs from base 63 to 872 and encodes 269 amino acids. The record is from RefSeq and is a predicted model, not a curated record. The transcript has 9 exons. NCBI's taxonomy places the organism in Eukaryota, Viridiplantae, Streptophyta, Magnoliopsida, Fabales, Fabaceae.
UGUGGUUUCACUAAAAUUAAGUGACUUCGUAGAACCCGCCCCUGUUCUUGCACUCACCGGCUAUGGAAUCCGAGACUUUACAACGACGCCGUUCGAGCCUUGACAGCCACAACAACGGCCCUAUCAGAGAGAAGAGGUCGAAACGCAGUGAGGUACUCGCCAAGAAGAAAGCCGUUGAAGAACUCAUCAAAGAGGCACAUGCUGAGAAGGAUCACCUUGCUUCUUUUCCCACAUUUCGCGAUUUUCACAAAAACGGUCUCUCUAUGUGUUUGAAGUCAGGACAUGGGAGUAAACUUUCCUCAUCUGUUAAGCAUUAUGUUCAAAGUCUCCUUAAGCUAAACAUGGAAGGACCAUAUGGAUCUGAGUGGCCAGAGGAAGAAAAGGUGAAGCGCAGAGAAAUGAUUGCUCCUGAAGCACACUAUAUAUUUGUGCACGAGGUUGCCCAUUCAAAUUUUGAUGAGAUGACAAAGAUGGUGAUUGCAGAAGAGACUUCAACUUGUUGUCUGGAAGAUAGUGGCCCCUUGGUUGGAUUUGUACAGUAUCGCUUUAUUUUGGAAGAAGAGAUACCAGUGCUUUAUGUGUAUGAAUUACAGCUUGAGCCUCGUGUACAAGGGAAAGGAGUGGGGAAGUUUUUAAUGCAACUUCUUGAGCUUAUGGUCCAAAAGAACUGCAUGGGUGCUGUCAUGCUGACUGUUCAAAAGGCAAAUGUAUUAGCUAUGGAUUUCUAUAUAAAUAAACUGAGAUAUACAAUAUCAGCGAUGUCACCUUCAAAAGUAAACCCAAUGAUGGAGACGAGUUAUGAGAUUCUUUGUAAGACGAUUAGCGAUGAAGCUAAAACUAUUUUGGAGGUAACAGAAAACAAAAGCUUUUGAUUGCAUAUGAUCCGUGAAUCUGUGCUCCAUUUAGCUGGUGAUGUACCAUAGUACCAAUCAUUUCUUGUAAAAAAGGUAAUCUGUAAACAUUUCAAUACUUAGCAUGCUGUUUUUUCUUUGUAGAAGAAAGAAGAUUCGAGACUUGUUCUCCAUCAGUCCCUUUUUCCUUUGCUAUUUUCUGUUCUUUGCUUUGUUCAAACACAAGCAUUAACCUCGUUAGCUUGUAUGUUCAGUAAAAAAAUCAGCAUGUUACUGGUGUGGACAUGUAUUCAGUAUUUCAGCCGCUAGGGGUGCAUUUAGGAUAGAGUUGGACAAAGACGGUUCAAGUAAUUAGUUUCAUUUUGUAGACUUCUUUAUUGCACUAAUUGAGUGCCCUUGUUUCUAUUACAUUCCUUUCCCUUAUGUUGGAAUCUCUUUUGUUUUUUCUUUCUUCUACUGUUCUUGUAAAAGAAGUUUCUUGUCACGUUGUAG